CUUUUCAGGGUCAAAAGGUGUCCGGGCUGCCCAAUUUAAUGCGCAUACACACUACAUCGGCUCUUAAGUCUUCUUGACUCGUUUUCAGUUAUGGUCUGCAAACCAGUUCAUACCCUGCCGCAUUGCAUGAAGAACAAGUGCGGUUUCUGAUGCCCAAAAUCAGUUGAUUUUUGCUUUGACUCUUUAAGUCUCUUGGGUAUGUUGUAUCUUUGGGAAAAAGAUUCAGUCUUGGUUGAUCAUUCUUUUCUCUUGCACCAUUAAAGCCUCCGAUGGAUAUGGAGCACUACAAUGACUGUGUCAAGACCAAGAAGAAACCAUCAUCUAGCGAGGAGGUCCAGAAUUCAUUGAGGCAAGAGAUAAUCCAGCUUGAGAAAAGAUUGCAGGACCAAGUUGCUGUUCGUUGUGCUUUAGAGAAAGCAUUGGGUUGUGGGUCUUCCUCCCAUAAACCCACAUGUGAAAGCCCCCCAAUUAAUAAGCCAACAAGAGAGCUUAUUAGAGAAAUUUCAGUGCUAGAGUUUGAGGUUGGGCACUUGGAACAAUAUCUCCUUUCACUUUACAGGAAAGCAUUUGAUCAGCAGCUCACAUCCUUUUCUCCUCCCAGAAGAGCUGAAAGACUGAAGUCACACCUAGGUGCUCCAAGAAGAAGGAUAGAUUUUUCAAAAGCAGAUGUGUCACUUAGGACAGGUCUGUCAGCAUGUAAUGCACAGAAAGAGAGUAAUCCCAUAGCUGAAGAAAAGAAAAGUGAUUUUCGCGUUCAACGAAGCCAUUCUUCCCUAUCUGUCCGCUCGGCUCGGCCAAACAGAGCCUUUACACAGGAUGAGGCACCAGGCAAAACUGUGCGUGCUUGUUACUCUCAGCCUUUGUCUAUGAGGGAGUAUGAACAGAGCACUUCAUCAAAGGUAAGCUGUUUGGGGCGGAAUAUCGCCACACAUAGUACUACUGAUCUUGCUCCAACGACGCCAAACAAGCUCUCCGAGGAAAUGAUAAAGUGCAUGUGCACUAUAUACUGCAGACUUUCUGAUCGGGCACUUACAACAAGUAGGCUGGGAGCUUCAUCUCCAACUACCUCAGCGUUCUCAUCACCGAAUCCAUAUUCUCAAAGUGACACAUGGAGCCCGAGACUUCGAAAUGACUCGUCCUUUGAUUUGCGUUUGGACAAUCCUUUCCAUGUUCAAGGACUUAAGGAUUUCAGCGGACCUUACAGCACAAUGGUUGAAAUACAAUGUAUACAUAGAGAUAGUCGUAGACUUUGCAAGAUUGAACCAUUGUUACAAUAUUACAGGUCACUUAUUUGUCAAUUAGACGAAACCGAUCCUAGUUUGUUGACUCAUGAGGAGAAACUAGCUUUCUGGAUUAACAUCCAUAACGCAUUAGUGAUGCAUGCAUUUUUGGCUUAUGGAAUCCCACAAAAUAGCAUGAAGAGAACUUUUAUUCUGUUAAAGGCUGCAUAUAAUGUUGGGGGUCAUAUCGUAAGCGCAGAUGCUAUAGAGACGUCUAUACUAAGAUGCCGAAUGCCUCGAUCCGGACAGUGGAUUCGCUUUCUUGUUUCUUCAUGGGGAAAAUUCAAAACAGGGGACGAGCGACAAGCAUUUGUGAUUGAACGUCCAGAACCUCUUCUGCAUUUUGCACUCAGUUCUGGAAACCAUUCAGAUCCUGCGGUUCGACUCUACACACCAAAAAAAGUGGUACAAGAGCUGGAAGCAGCAAAAGAGGAGUACACUAGAGCUACUUUCGGCGUGUCAAAGGAUCACAAAAUUGUGUUACCUAAGGUUGUAGAAUCAUUUGCAAAGGAUUCGGGAAUGUGUGCUGCCAAUGUGGUGGAGAUGGUCCAUCAAUCCUUGCCUGAUUCUUUGAGGAGGAAGAGCAGCAUUAUUUUCAAGAAGAGGUUUCAGCGGGGAAAAGGUCGUAGGAACAUCGAAUGGGUUCCUCAUGAUUUCACCUUUCGCUAUCUUAUAUAUAAAGACCUGGUAAGGUGAUUGCUCCACUUGUGCAGUUAUAGCUGAUUAAGGGGCUGGUUUUGCCAUUAUCUUCUUCAACUGCCCAAAUGAACAUAAAAUCUCCCAGUUAGCUCUUAACAAAGGAUAGGUUGACAUUAGUUAUAUAUAUAAUUGAUUUUUCUUGUUUUGUAUAUAAAAUAACAAGAUGGAUUAUUUAUAUGUUACUCAGUUGUUUAUAUUAAUGUUAUUUUGUAGUUAUGAAAGUAUGUCCUACAAGGAUACAUCUGCAUGUAAUUGUACGACUAAGAAAUGGUUCAUAAGGUCGUUUCAGUAGUAAUUUUUUAUACUAGUAUAUCA
This is a messenger RNA of Cuscuta europaea, 2294 nucleotides long. Lineage: Eukaryota; Viridiplantae; Streptophyta; Magnoliopsida; Solanales; Convolvulaceae. The record is from the annotation of a GenBank genome assembly.